Rhopilema esculentum is the source of this 596-nucleotide messenger RNA. RefSeq lists its product as uncharacterized. NCBI's taxonomy places the organism in Eukaryota, Metazoa, Cnidaria, Scyphozoa, Rhizostomeae, Rhizostomatidae. The record is from RefSeq and is a predicted model, not a curated record. Gene Ontology annotation, biological process: mitochondrial electron transport, ubiquinol to cytochrome c. Gene Ontology annotation, cellular component: respiratory chain complex III.
CGGAACACACUCUGGCCCAGAUCCCGUAGUUUUUCUCGCUUGAUCGUUUGUACUGAUCAAAGAUGGCGUCCCAAGUAGCAAAGAAUGCUGGGCUUGCGACCCGGUUUCUGAACGCUUUCCGAGCCUGGUACGUUAAUGCUUCUGGUUACAGACAGCUUGGUCUGAAGGCUGAUGAUCUUCUUGAUGAAGACAUAACAGAAGUUUCUGAGGCUGUUUCACGGUUAGAUGACAAUGAAAAGUAUGAAAGAAUUUUUAGAAUGAAAAGAGCAAUGGAUCUUUCAUUGAAACACAAUAUCCUUCCCAAAGAUCAAUGGACAAAACCAGAAGAGGAUGUCCACUAUUUAAUACCAUUGGUGGAGAUGGUAAAGAUGGAAAUGGCUGAAAAGAAAAAGUUGGACCAGAUGUAGAUUAGGCCAUGCAGCCAUAGAAUUUAAAAACAAUUUAGACGGUGUUUAAAUGUAUGAAUUAUCCUUGUAUGUUUUUCCUAUUGCCCUUUGUGUGCUUCUAGAUAUCUCAGUUGUCCACUGUUCAUUUCAGAGUUAAUUUUUUUGCAAUGUUUCGUAAUGAGAGAUCAUGGAAAGGAGAAAGGUAUCUUA